This is a messenger RNA of Trypanosoma theileri, 897 nucleotides long. RefSeq lists its product as uncharacterized. The transcript has a single exon. Bases 1 to 897 code for a protein of 298 amino acids. Lineage: Eukaryota; Euglenozoa; Kinetoplastea; Trypanosomatida; Trypanosomatidae. The record is from RefSeq and is a predicted model, not a curated record.
AUGAUGUUAUACCGUGUGUUGUAUUUACUGACUUUGCUGCUAAGUAUUGAUUCUGUGUGUGUGGCCUCUGAAGAGGUUCCUGGUACAGGCGUACAACUGCAAAGGGGUGAGACAGGCCCUGUUGGUCCUGCUGGUCCUUGUUCUUCUGGUCCUGAGUGUCCUUCUGCUCGUAGUGAAGAUGAAGAUUCUCGUACUGAUUGUGCGGAAGCUGCUAAGAAGAAUUGUCCUUCCGAGAGUGGUGACGUCCAAGAGAAUUGUCUUGGUGAUUCUGUUCCUCCAUGCAAACCUACAAAGGAACCGGCUCCAACUUCACCAAAGGAACCGGCUCCAACUUCACCAAAGGAACCAGCAAAUCAUCCACCAAAAGAAACCGCUAAAGGUCAACAAGAGGUUCUAGAUCCAUCUAGUGAACACUCUGGUUCUGCUGCUAUUGUGAAUCGAACUGGUGGUGGUGGUUCUUCUUCUGUUCAUCCUGAGGAACCUCCUCUCACUGCUGCUUCUUCUUCUUCUGCUGAGGAGAGUGUUGUUCCGACUGAAGGUGGCAGACAAGCUGGAGGCAACGGCAGCAGUGCAGCAGGUGAAGGUGCAGCAGAUAAUGCGAAUGCUGAGGCAACACAACCUUCUUCUUCUUCCACCAGCAGUUCAGAGAGAGAUAAUGCAAGUGGUUCUGAUACUGCAAACGCUGGAAAUGGCACUACUUCUCCACAGGAUGAACCUCAAAGUAACUCAUCUGAUGAGGGAAAUACAGAAACAACACCCACUACCACCACAACACUUCCUCCUGAACUCACAAACAACAAGAAGGGUGAUGCAGACAGCAGCAGCAGUAUCAGUUCUGUGUGGGUGCGUGUACCACUACUGAUUGUGGUUACACUGGCCUGUAUUCUUGUGUGCUGA